This is a messenger RNA of Ceraceosorus bombacis, 2247 nucleotides long. The record is from the annotation of a GenBank genome assembly. Lineage: Eukaryota; Fungi; Basidiomycota; Exobasidiomycetes; Ceraceosorales; Ceraceosoraceae.
AUGGGCGCUCAACCAAGCAGCGUGGGAAGCUGGACCGUGGUGGACCCUUCCCGAGUGGAAAGAAGCUCACCUGUGGAUGAGGCAGAAGCUCGGAGCAGCAGGACUGGUUCGACCAAUGGUCUCGACUCGAGAUCCUCUUCUCACUCGCCAAUCGAUCGGACAGGCGACCGGAGUCUUGCAGGAUCGCCCCCAACAGACGUCGGCUCGAGUGCAGCCGCUGCCAUCCAUAGCGCGGCUACGGCCAACGGCACUGUCUCAAGAGGUCAAGAUUUGUCGCCGGAGAGAGCGCGGCACAGGAGGGACAGCGAGGCAAGCAGUAGCGGAGCAGGAGGUACGCACGCGCACGGCAGAGGCAAGAGAGCCAACGCAAAGGAGAGGGAAGAGAUGCAGAAAUGUCUUCGAGGAGAUGUGGAGAAUGUCACGACGGGUGAGUGAUGCGCAAACAAUGUGGGCAGCCACGGGAGCUGAUGCGCGUCGUGUCUUUGAUCAUGCGCAGACCCGACAGCGCUGCUGGCUGGACUCUCUCUGGACUGGGCCAAGCAUCCGCCCUUGUCCUUUGCGACGCAGCCCAGCACUGCGCGACCAGCCAACUUUGCGGCCGCAAGCAGCGCAACACUUCCAGAGACGGCUCUGGCAGGUCCAAGUUUCGCGUCUGCCGCAUUAUCACCAGCUGCUGGAGCCUCUGGCAAAAGACAGCAGGUGGACGUGGUCAGUAUGGGCGGUGAUGGUCUCUUUGCUUCUGGUGGCUUUGGAGCUUCCCAGACGGAUCUCCCGAGCGCGGAAGAAGACGCUCAAGCGGACGCUGCUCUGUCCGAGGAGAAGCAGAGCCUUGCUAGAGCAAACAGCCAUCGGACAAUACGACGAAGAGAGCGCUUCGUGCGGUGCUUGGCGAGCGAGACGGUUUCCAUGGGUGAGCGCGCAGGCAGCACUUUUGAGCGCCGGCAGCACUUUAAUCGGCAUGGACGCUGGCUGACCCUGUUGCUAUUGCAGAUGAGCUGCGCGCGCUCGCAUGGCAAGGCGUGCCGGAGGAGCUGAGACCCAUGGUAUGGCAGCUCCUGUUGGUGAGUCUGAAAGAGCCCGCGAUAUGCAAUCUUUCAGCUGACGCGAUCGUGACAGGGCUACUUACCGCCAGCGAAAGCCCACCGCGCAUCCGUCUUGGCUCGAAAGAGGUCAGAGUAUGCUCAAGGAACAAAGCUCGCUUUUCAAAGAGGCACCCAGGGACUGGACACGGCAAUCUGGCACCAGAUCCGCAUCGAUGUGCCGCGCACGAACCCGGGCAUCAGCCUCUGGCAGCGAGAGGCGACGCAGAGGGUCAGUGGAGGGUUCUGCAUGCGCGCGCUUGGACGACUCUCACGCUGCACGCUCCCCCUGCACGAUUCAGGCACUCGAAAGGAUCCUCUACGUUUGGGCCAUUCGGCAUCCAGCAAGCGGUUACGUGCAAGGCAUCAAUGAUCUGGCGACUCCCUUCUUUGAGGUUUUCUUGAGCGCUUACAUCUGUGAGUAGCGAGGCAAAGGUGGGCUCUUGCGCUCCCGGCGCGCUUACAUUCUCUCUUUGCGCGCAGCCGGUGACCCGGAGAGCUACGACGUUUCCAUGCUGCCCGAAGCUGCUUUGGAAGCGCUGGAGGCGGACACGUUUUGGUGUCUAUCUAAGCUUCUCGAUGGCAUUCAGGAUAAUUACAUCUUUGCUCAACCUGGCAUACAGAGACAAGUCCGUCGCAUGGCAGCUCUCGUGGCGAGAAUCGAUCCGCCACUGCAUGCGCACCUCGAGGAGCAGGGUGUGGAGUACAUGCAGUUUGCGUUUAGAUGGAUGAAUUGCUUGUUGAUGCGAGAGAUGAGCGUUCGGAACAUUGUCCGAAUGUGGGACACGUAUCUGGUGAGUGGGGGCGAAUGACACGCUUCUCAGCACUCUUUUGACUGACCACCUCGCUCUUGCUCCACCACCUCCCUCUUGCUUCCAUAGGCGGAAGGGCCGGACGCAUUCUCCGAAUUCCAUCUCUACGUGUGCAGCGUCUUUUUGAGCAAGUGGAGCUCGGAGCUGCUCAAGAUGGAUUUCCAAGGCAUCAUCAUGUUCCUCCAAAGCUUGCCUACGGGUGAUUGGAGCGACAGGGAUGCCGAGAUGCUCCUGAGCGACGCCUUUGUGUGAGUCUAGGCCGACCGUGCUUGCCAACGUCUAUGCUGACUCCUGCGCGUCCAUCGACGAGCAGGAAAAAGAGCCUGUUUGGCGGCACGGGCCACCUCGUCAAGUAG